Messenger RNA from Ipomoea triloba (trilobed morning glory), 2100 nucleotides. RefSeq names its product cysteine-rich receptor-like protein kinase 2. Gene Ontology annotation, molecular function: protein kinase activity; ATP binding. Gene Ontology annotation, biological process: protein phosphorylation. The coding region runs from base 119 to 2044 and encodes 641 amino acids. The transcript has 8 exons. The record is from RefSeq and is a predicted model, not a curated record. Lineage: Eukaryota; Viridiplantae; Streptophyta; Magnoliopsida; Solanales; Convolvulaceae.
AGCAGUGAGUGACCUUCACUCUUCGUCAGAUCAUCCGAGAGGGAAUUUCAAAAAGUCCACGUAACUGAAUAUAUAAAAGAAAUAGAGGCUGAGAAUCAAAAUAUACCAACUUGAAAACAUGAAGAAAACAUUUCUUUUUGUUCCUUUGAUACUUGUGACAACUCUGGUUUUACUAGAUGUUUCUAAUGGUGUCACAAGACCUCAAACCAUCCGAGUGCUUUGUGGACCCCAUCUAGAUCAUAACACCACAACGUUCUCCCUUAAUUUUAUUGCACUAAUGGAAAACCUAAUGGGUCAAAUGCGCACUCAAGGCUGGGGUUUUGCAAAGAUCGGCGAAGGACCUGAUACCAACUUCGGACUAGCACAAUGCUAUGGGGGCUAUGUUUCAUUACUUGACCGUGUGCUGUGUUACAACGAAGCACAUGCUGUGCUGCCCAAUUGCUACCCUUCUUAUGCUGGCAGAAUUUAUCUUGACAGUUGCUUUGUUCGGAUUGAUAAUUACAGCUUCUUUGGAGAGAAUCUAGGGCCAGAGGACACACAUGUUUGUGGGAAUGGAACCAGGAAGGAUGUGUUGUUCCAAGCUGCGGCUAAGAGGGCUAUGUUGCAGGCAGUUUCAAAUGCCCCUAAGAACGUCAAUGGCUUCGCAGGUGUUGAACUUCCAAUAUCUGGGAGACACAACAGUGAGUUCGCAUAUGUUUUAGCUAAUUGUUGGAAGACUGUGAAUACUAGUGGUUGCAGAAGAUGUUUGGAGAGUGCGUCUAAGUCCAUGUUGAAAUGCUUGCCUUGGUCUGAGGGUCGUGCCUUAUACACUGGCUGCUUCAUGAGAUACUCUGGUACUAACUUUCUUAAUCCUAUUCCAACUAUUCGAGGCUCAUCAAAAGCAAGUGUAGUACUCAUUGUACUGACUACAGUUACUUCCGUGACUCUUUCUAUUCUGGGGCUAGUUAUUGGUUUUUAUAUUUGGAAACAGAAAAGGCUAGAGAAGAAAAGGAAAGGCUUAAAUGAUGCCAAGAAUUUAGUGAAAACCCUUCAUGAUAGUAGUUUGAACUUCAAAUAUUCCACACUUGAGAAGGCUACUGGAUCUUUUGACGAUGCCAAGAAGCUAGGGCAAGGUGGUUAUGGUAUUGUUUACAAGGGAGUUAUGGUAGAUGGGAGAGAGAUUGCUGUCAAGAGGCUAUUCUUUGAUUACAAAUUUCGAGCAGCAGAUUUUUACAAUGAAGUUAAUAUUAUUUGUCAAGUACAGCAUAAAAAUCUAGUCAAAUUGUUAGGUUGUAGCUGUUCUGGUCGUGAAAGCCUUCUGGUAUAUGAAUUCAUGCCAAAUCAAAGUCUUGAUAGAUACAUUUUCGAUCCAAACAAAGGCAAAUGCUUACAUUGGAAGAGGAGGUUAAACAUAAUUAUAGGGAUAACAGAAGGUUUGGUAUACCUCAAUGAAAACUCAAACGCACGUAUUAUUCAUAGAGAUAUCAAGGCUAGUAAUAUUUUGCUGGAUGAUAGGUUCCGUGCUAAAAUUGCUGACUUUGGGUUAGCGAGAUCAUUCCAAGAAGAUAAAAGUCAUAUAAGCACCGCUAUUGCAAGAACAUUGGGAUAUAUGGCUCCAGAGUAUUUUGUCUAUGGAAAACUAACUGAAAAAGUAGAUGUUUACAGCUUUGGAGUAUUAUUGUUGGAAAUUGUAAUGGGAGUGCAGAACAACAAGAGUACAAACACAGAAUGCUGGGCUAGUGUGAUGAGUAUUGCAUGGAGACAUUUUCAAGAGGGAACAGUUGAAGAGCUAUUUGACCUGAACUUAAUGCUUCAUAACUGCCACGAUGAGAAUGUGAAAAUAGAGAUUCUAAGAGUGGUUCAUAUCGGGCUAUUAUGCACCCAAGAGGUGCCAUUUCAUAGGCCGUCCAUGUCUAUGGUGUUACAAAUGCUGUUGAAGAAAGAAGAGUUACCACAUCCUAGUAGUCCUCCUUUUGAUGAGAAAACCUUGGAACUAAACCAUCUCCAAGAAGGAAAUUUUGCUUCAAAUGCCACCAUAUCUCAUAGUUCAUUGCACCCCAGGUGAUACCUGGCAAAGGUGACUAUGAGAAUAGGGAAGAAAUGAUCAUGAUCAUGCAAAAA